AUGUCAAAUCCUGUUCCUAUAGUUUGUGACUCUGGUACUGGUUAUAUCAAGAUUGGGUAUGCUGGUGACAAUUUUCCUAAGUAUUCAAUUCCUGCUAUGAUUGGACGUCCUAUGUUGAGAUUUAAUUAAAAAAUAGAUGAUGUUGAAUUAAAAGAAAUUAUGAUCGGAGAUGAAGCAGCUCCUUAUCAAGCAAUGUUAGAAUUAACAAAACCUGUAGAAGAAGGAACUGUUAAAAACUGGUAAGAUAUGGAACUUCUUUGGGAUUAUUCCUUUAAAAAACUAGGAGCCGAAACAAAAGGAAAUACUGUAUUGAUGACUGAGCCUGUCUUAAAUCCUGCUUAGAAUAGAAAGAAAAUGGCAGAAGUUUUAUUUGAAUAGUUUAAUUUUGGAAGAAUGCAAAUUGGUAUCUAAGCUUUGCUUUCUCUUUAUUGCGAAGGUCUAACUACUGGUAUGCUCCUUGACUCUGGUGAUGGUGUCACACAUUGUAUCCCUGUUUAUGAAAACUUUAUUUUACCUCAUCUUGUUAAAAGAAUGAAUAUAGCCGGUCGUCAUAUGACUGAAUAUUUAAUCAAGUUACUUUUCAGAAGAGGAUAUGCAUUCAACUCAACAGCUGAUUUUGAAUUAGUUCGUGACAUCAAAGAAAGACUAUGCUAUGUUAGCGGAGAUUUAGUUGUAGAUAGAAAAUUGGCCAAUGAAACUACAUGCCUUGAAAAGGAAUAUCAACUUCCUGAUAAAUCAUAUAUUAAAUUAGGAAGAGAAAGAUUUGAAGCUGCAGAACUUAUAUUCAAUCCAGCCUUUGAUGGUCAUGCCUUCAAUGGUGUUUCUCAUCUUGUCUUUGAUGCCAUACAAGCAUGCGAUGUUGAUUUACGUAAAGAUAUGUAUCAAAACAUCUUAAUUUCUGGUGGUACUACUAUGUUCCCUGGUUUCCCAACAAGACUUCAAAAUGAUGUUAUCAGAUUAUACAAGACAAAUAUUUUAAAGGAAAGAAGCUACAAGGAUGCAAAAAUUAAAAUUAAAGUUAUUGAUCCUCCUAUGAGAAAGUAUAAUGUAUUUAUUGGUGGUGGUGUUUUAGCCAAAAACAUGUAAAAUAUUGACAAAUAUUGGGUAAGCAAAUAAGAUUAUGAAGAAUUAGGAAAAGAAAGAGUUAUAACAAAAUUCUAAAGUUCAGGAUUCUUUUAAUGA
Tetrahymena thermophila SB210 is the source of this 1182-nucleotide messenger RNA. RefSeq names its product actin. NCBI's taxonomy places the organism in Eukaryota, Ciliophora, Oligohymenophorea, Hymenostomatida, Tetrahymenidae. The record is from RefSeq and is a predicted model, not a curated record. Gene Ontology annotation, biological process: Arp2/3 complex-mediated actin nucleation. Gene Ontology annotation, cellular component: actin cortical patch; Arp2/3 protein complex. The transcript is spliced from 8 exons. Gene Ontology annotation, molecular function: actin filament binding.